AAAAGUUUAAAAUCCCAAUAGCCUUUAGCCUUCGCCUCUGAACAAAAUCUUUCCAAUGCCUAAAUUAACAUCCUUCUUCGAUUUUCACCUUCUCUUACUAUUCCUUGUCAUUUCCGCCGCAAAUGCCUCCGUAGUUACAUCGCCGAUAAGCCAACGAUUCAAAGAAGCCCCACAAUUCUACAACUCUCUAAAUUGCCCCAAGAUAGUUGGCGAAGGUAAAGAUGGAUUAUUUUUAUGCUCGGACGAAGCUGUUCAUGUGGCAAUGACCCUUGAUUCAGCUUACAUUCGGGGUUCAAUGGCGGCUAUUCUUUCAGUGCUUCAACACUCCUCUUGUCCCCAGAAUAUCGUCUUCCAUUUCGUUGCCUCCGCCACCGCCAACGCGUUGCUCUUACGCGCCACCAUCUCUUCCACCUUCCCUUACCUCAACUUCCAAGUCUACGCUUUCGACGACUCUUCUGUUUCACGUCUCAUUUCGACCUCUAUCCGCUCAGCACUAGACUGCCCUUUGAACUACGCUCGAAGCUACUUGGCCAAUAUCCUUCCUUCAUGCGUCCGUCGAGUCGUCUACCUUGACUCAGACCUGGUCCUUGUCGACGAUAUUUCUAAACUCUCUGCAACUCAACUCGGAGACAACUCAGUCUUGGCUGCACCAGAGUAUUGCAAUGCAAACUUCACCUCUUACUUCACUCUAAAGUUUUGGUCAAACUCUACUUUAUCCUUAACUUUUGUUAACCGUAAAGCUUGUUAUUUCAACACCGGUGUCAUGGUGAUCGACCUCGAUCGAUGGAGACAUGGAGAUUACACGAAAAAGAUUGAAGAAUGGAUGGAGAUUCAAAAAAGAGUGAGAAUAUACGAGUUGGGUUCUUUGCCACCAUUUUUAUUAGUUUUUGCAGGGAACAUAGUUCCAGUUGACCAUAGAUGGAAUCAACAUGGACUCGGAGGCGAUAAUUUUAGAGGUUUGUGCAGGGAUUUGCAUCCUGGUCCGGUUAGUCUUUUACAUUGGAGUGGGAAAGGGAAGCCAUGGGCGAGGCUUGAUGCUAAUAGGCCUUGCCCAUUGGAUGCUUUAUGGGCACCUUAUGAUCUCCUGCAAACGCCAUAUACGUUGGAUUCUUGAUGGCAAAGUUAGCAAGCAUUGAGAUAUGCUUGUUACCAGCUCUCUGGAAACUGUUUGUUUGAUGAGAAAGUGACAGAAAAGCCAAGAAAUUGGUGGAUCGAGCUGUGUAUUUGCCGGGACUACACAUUAAAGAUGAAGAAACUGAAAACCCAGACAAGAAAUAGUAUUGGGUUCAUGAAUUUUCAUCUCCGAUGUAUGAUAUUGAUAAGUGUAACAAAAUACCUGCAAUGCAAAUCGAAGAGCUG
Molecule: messenger RNA, 1359 nt
Organism: Hibiscus syriacus
Lineage: Eukaryota; Viridiplantae; Streptophyta; Magnoliopsida; Malvales; Malvaceae
Product: probable galacturonosyltransferase-like 1
Exons: 1
Coding region: 56-1114 (352 amino acids)
Cellular component (GO): Golgi apparatus
Molecular function (GO): glycosyltransferase activity
Source: RefSeq, a predicted model, not a curated record